Molecule: messenger RNA, 183 nt
Organism: Trichoderma asperellum CBS 433.97
Lineage: Eukaryota; Fungi; Ascomycota; Sordariomycetes; Hypocreales; Hypocreaceae
Source: RefSeq, a predicted model, not a curated record
GGUAUUAUAGACUUGAUUGGAAAUCUCUCAUCUGUCACGGGGGCAGAGGACCAAGAAGGUAGCUUUAUUAUUCCGGCAGUAGUCAGAGCAAUUAUUUGUAUCGUUUCCACUGAUGCCAGUGAUUUGUUUGUAAAAAUGUACCGUGUUACAAGCUUGCCAUUCAAGAUUUUCUCCUGGAUUAGU